AGACGGGCUUUCAGGAUAGGCAAAGAAGUAGGAAGUUCAAUUCCGACACAUUUUGAGCCAUGGCGGCUGUUUUCCCUGCGAAUCAGGUGAUUGUGGUGGGCGGUGGCCUGGCCGGCAUGUCUGCGGCCAACACUGUGGUGGAGCUGGGUGGCCGCAGCUUGCUGCUGGACAAGUCCUCCUUCUGCGGUGGCAACAGCACCAAGGCCACCAGUGGCAUCAACGGCGCUGGCACGAAGACGCAGAAGACCAAGUCCAUUCCUGACAAUGCGGAGAUUUUCAUUGCCGACACGCUCAAGGGUGGAGCCAAGAAGCCUGAGCUGGCAAAGGUGCUGUGUGCCAACAGCGCGGCCGAUGUGGAUUGGUUGGUGGACAAGUUCGACCUUGACCUCUCCUUGGUGGCUCGCUUGGGCGGACACUCUCAGCCCCGUACCCAUCGUGGUAAGGAGCGCUUCCCGGGCAUGACCAUCACCUAUGCCUUGAUCCAGAUGUUGGAGAAGGUGGCCGAGAAGACGAACCGUGCACGCAUCAUCACCAAGGCGGAGGUCUUCAAGUUGGUCCAGAGUGGACGUUCGGUGGUGGGGUGCGAGUACCGCAAAGCUGGCAAGGUUGUGAAGGAGUUCGGCCCCAUGGUCUUGGCCUCUGGCGGCUUUGGCGCCGACUUCGGCAGCGACUCCCUGCUGGCCACCUACCGUCCGGACCUGCUGCAUUUGCCCACCACGAAUGGUGAGCACUGCACCGGGGAUGCCAUCAAGAUGGGCGAAGCCAUUGGAGCGGCGACCAUCGAUUUGGAGUGGGUCCAGGUGCACCCCACCGGCCUGGUGAAGCCGGAUGACCCCGAUGCCAAGGUGAAGUUUUUGGCCGCCGAGGCCCUGCGUGGUGUGGGUGGCCUGGUCUUGGAUGCCAAUGGCCAGCGCUUCUGCAACGAGCUGGGUCGCCGGGACUAUGUCACCGGAGAGAUGUGGAAGAACAAGCCUCCUUUCCGCCUUUGCUUGAACCGUGCUGCCGCAGAUGAGAUUAUUUGGCAUGCCAAGCACUACACUGGGCGAGGAGUGAUGAAGUUCUACCCCUCCGGGGAGGACUUGGCCAAGGACAUGGGGAUUCCUCUUCAGACCUUGGUUGACACGCAUCAGAAGCACUUCGAAGCGGCCAAGAAGCAAGAGAAGGACCCGGAUGGCGGCAACUUCCCCGCUUACCCCUCGGGCAAGACCUGGGACGAACCCAGCGGCAAGACCGGGAGCGGGAAGAAGUUCUUCCACAACAUCAUUGACGGAUCGAAGGUCGCCACGGAGCCCUUUUAUGUUGCUAUCAUCACCCCCGUUAUUCAUUACUGCAUGGGCGGUUUGGAAUGCACUGUGGAUGCUGAAUGCAUCGACAAGAGCGGCAAAGCGAUUCCUGGACUCUAUGUGGCGGGUGAGGCGGCUGGCGGCAUCCACGGCAACAACCGCUUGGGUGGCAACUCCUUGCUGGACUGUGUGGUCUUCGGCCGUGUGGCGGGCAAGGCCGCCUGCAAGUUCACCUUCGGGAAGGACGAGAAGUUCAAACCCUGCGCCUCCGCGUGGCGCGAGCAUCGGCGCGCGCCUCGGCACAUCCGAGCGCCGGUGCCGGUGGUGCCCGCCACGGUGGUGCCCGCGAGCCCAGGCUCCGGCUUUGGUGGCCUCGCGUGUGCCGGGCUUCUGGCACGGUCGGGUCGGAGGGUGCUGGUGUGCGAGUCGCACACGCAGCCGGGAGGAGUCGCGCACUCGCUGGGCCUCCCAGUCGUGGUGGUGGAACCUGAGUUCCAAAGAAAGGGCUAUGAGUUUGACAGCGGCCCCAGUGGGGAGGCCUGGAAGACUGAAGAGGAAGAAGUAAGCGAAUGCUUUGAGCUUAAGGAGGUCUCUGGGAAGGGGGGGGUCUUGGGAGAAGAGAGGGCUUUGGCAGUGGCCCUCCUGUCUGCGAGCUGUCCGUACCUCUUUACGACGCCAAUUCGAGAACGACAGGUGCAGGUCCAGCGCCGUGCCGCCCCGGCGGUGGCCCCGGUGAAGCCGACGACGGCGCCGGGGAUGCCCUCCUCGCCGGACCCACGGAGAAUGGGCGAGGCGGUGCGGUGGCUGAUGGAUGAAGAUGUGGAGAAGCCGCCAGAAUGGCACGUCCUCCUUCUGGACAAGACCUUUGAGACCCGCAAGAACACCGUCUAUCGCGUGACCUCGUCUCUGAUGUCAGAGCUCCCUCUGUCCUUGGCCGAAGCGCGUUCGAAGGCGGAACACGCUCGAGACCAUCUCUUCUCAGUCCUAUCCACCACGCCCGAGUGGAACAAGGCCAUUCGCUUGGCCCAGUCCUUGCAGCGCUUGAGCCUGGCGGUGCGGGUCGUUCCGGGCUUCGACCGAGAAGCCUUCCGGAAAGGUUUUGUGGAGAGCCCUUUUUGCUGGAUCCAGCGGUACAGCAGAACAGCUAUGACGAUGGCGGAGGAAGCGCCGGCUGAACAGGCCAUUGUCUUCCAUCUCGAGGUGCCCGGGGCACAGGGCCUCCCAAAGCCGGACGUGACCUACGUGCAGAUCUCGGGCUUGGGCCUCGAAGAGGACUAUGCCUCUGAAGCUCAGGUGGAGGAGUCCACAGAGCCAGGCCCAUGGCUGUUUCAAAGCUUGGAAGCCUUGGCAGAGGCGAAACGCCUGAAAGCUGAGGCAGAGGCAGCGCAAGGGAAGAAUAAGCCGAAGAAGGAUGCCCAGGACGAGUCCCGCCCGGCAUCCAUCGAUCCACCCACCGCGGUGUGUCGCAUCGCGCGGCCCUGCAAGAGCGCGCUGGAAAGGCAGCGGCUGCUGGACAGCGCCUGCGCGCCCUUGCGCGUGAAGCUUUUCCGCACGGGUGGUCAAGAGCUGGGCGAAGCCUCGAUGCAGCUCACGCAGCUGAUCCACGACACGGCAAACCUGGAGGUCGACCUGGAACUGCACUGGUCGGAGGCCUUGGUGAACGAGCUGAAGGCCGACUUCGACGAGGCGGUGGCAGCGGAGGCCGCGAAGGCGGAGGCCGAACGGGCUGAGGCUGCGAAGGCCGAGGGUGAGGCCGGCGAGGAAGCGGAAGAGGCGGUUCAAGACGAGCCGCCCCAGUUCAAUGCUCCUCCUCCUGGCCGACUCUUCUUCAAGAUCUCCACAGCCGCACCCAUGGGGCGCAUCCUUUGCCCCGAAGAUUUGCACGACUGGGCGGUGUUGACGACCAAGAUCGAGGGAAUUUACCACCUCCCGCAGAAACUGUUAGAGGCCGGUGGCCCCUUGCCGGAGCCUGGCACUGCGGAAGGGGUCUUGGAGUCACAUCCGCUACACUAUUCCAUCCGAAUCCUCGGAUGCGACUUCAAUGGUGGGCAACUGGUCCUGCCACACAUUGACCUGCCUCCUCCACCCGAGGAGCCAGAUCCAACGGCAGAACCGGGAGAUGAGGUGCCCCAGGAGCCAGAGGUGCCUGAAUCACCCACGGAGGCUGACAUUUCCUUCGAUAUUGGCACUGAAGAGUUUCAGGAGGGCCUCAUGCGUGCAGGUUUCCCGGCAGCUCGAAGCGAUGGCCCUGCUGUGUUCAGCUUCCUGUGCCGCCCACGCACGGGGCUCGGGGGCCGCAUCGGGUUGCAGGACUUCUUACGAUUGCUGGAGAUUAGCGUGCCGGCACCGGCGGAGCAGCUUCUAGAGCUGCACACCGCGCUGGUGGAGAAACAUGAGAGUCUGGAAAUGGCAUUUACCAAUCUGGAUGCAGAAGCAGAAGGUGCUUUGACGAGAGAAAGCUUGGCAGCAGGUAUCGAAGAGCUUGGAUGGUCCAAAUCUCCUGAGGAGAUUGAAGCGCUUUUUGUGGCUUUGGAUGCGAGUCGCUCGGGCUACAUUAGCCGAGAAGAUCUCCGCAUCCUCAGCAUGACCAAGCGCAUGAAGGACUUGGACACCGCAGCGCGGGCGCUUCGAUGGCUGGUGUCUGCGUGCGGCUCACGGAUGACACUUUUAGAGCAGGUGGAUGACCAGAAGACUGGCAGCAUCACGCGCGAGGCCUUUCUGGCCGCCGCUCAACGCCUGGGGCUGGCCGAAACGGCCGGAGUGGCAAUGGCUUUUGACUUCGCGCAGUUGUUGCAAGGCGCCGAAGCCUUGGAUCAUGAGACCUUUCUGUCUCUUGGAGCGCUGGAGGCGUCCAUCGAUCUGCCACAAGCCUUGGUGAAACUCGAGGAGCUGGUGCUGACGGAGACCGGCCCGGGCGCCGAGCCUGGUCAAGCGGCCAUCCAAAAGCUGCUGGAUGACACGGCCGAGAGCGUGAGUGGUCCAGAGUUCGUGGCGGGUCUACAACGCUUAGACCAGGACUUCGCCUCCCAAAGUGCUCAGAGCUUGUUCUUCCUCCUCGCUGCGGAGGGCCUCGGCACCUUGGACGCUUUAGCCUUCUCCUCGCUUCGCGCCAUCAACGCUGCAGCCCAGUGGCGACGCCUGGCGGAGUGCCGUCGCUUCGUGGAGCAGGGCUUCGGCGAGGUGGACCCCAAUGCCUUCCGCGCGCUCUUCGAGGGAAGCGUGGAGGAUCUGCAGGAGGUGGAGGAGGGCUUACCAAGUGUGCGCUUCGAGGGCAAGGUCCAAGCUUAUCGUGGCCGGGAGUGGUUGCAACGCUUGUUGAACACCUUGGGCGACGAGCGCGGCAGGGAUCCGGUGUCGGAUCCCCUCAGCAAGACUGGUGGGACUUGGCUCUACAUGUUCCCAGUCCUCUUGGGUCAGGAGAGCGCAAUGGACUUCAAGGAGCUACCCGAGGCUCAGGCUGGCCAUGGCAAGUUGGCCCGGUGGCAUCAUGCUCAGGCCUUCUUGGAUCUUCGGCGCCUCAUUGCACCCAGCCAGGGUCGGGGCCCGGAGCUCGAAUUCCGAGCCUAUCUAACCCAAGUGGGCGCGCAGCCAGACUUCGAGGCUGAGUGGUCUGCCCCCUAUCGUGCCUGUCAGACCUACGUGAAAGGAGUCAUCAGCCUCGAUCGGCCCUUGCAGCGGCUUUGCCCAAGGGAUGUUCAAGCACCCACACAGCCGAAUGGCGAGCCUUACAUCCCUGCAGCUCCGCCCAAGCGCCCACCCCCCACGGUGAACGAGGAACUGGAAAAGGAGGCGGCCAGUCUCAUCGCACGCCUCUCCUUCGACUUCGCCCGUUGGUGUUACGACUCCGGCUUGGUGGAGACGAAGAUCGUUGGACCGGGAGGGGCCUUGAGCCCGAAUGCUUUGCUCGGAAAGAAAGGCGUCUCCCGCAGGGCUUUCCUGCGAUGGCUGGAGCAAGAGGGUGAUGGCAGCAGUUUGAAAGAUCUGGGGCAAGCACUGCGGCCGGCCAUUGUGCGCCUGGUGCGGGCGGAGAACAAGAACGGACCUGCCUGUGGGUUGAGUGGCAAUGAGAAUGAUGCCAAGUACACCUAUCUUAGGGACUACAUCUCUCGGCACCUCUUCCGCGCGUUGAAUGGCGAAGUCCAGAAGCACCGCCGCCUGCGGGACGAACUGCUCUGGCGGAGCCGGACGGAGGCAGAGCCCACGACGGACAGCUUGGAGACCCCAGAUGCCAUCUUAAAGCGGCUGACCUUCGAGUACGAGCUCCUGGGUGAUUGGGCCCGGGCGAGAGAAGUCUAUGAGGAGUGGCUAGCAUUGGAGGCCAAUGUGGAGAAUGGAGAGGCUUGGCUGAGCUUUGCACGUUUCCUGAUGCGUUCCGAGCAAAACCAGCUUGACGCAGAGCAUGUGCUCAGAUAUGCACUGUCCUUGAGGACGGAGGAAGAGGGCCCUCACUUUCAGGAGGUGGCCUUUUUGGCUUGCCUCCUCGAAAAUCAUCGCUGGCCAUCCUUUUUGGACUCUGAAGGGGUCAGGUCAGCCCGCUUCGAGGCAGCCUUGGCAAUGGUCGAAUCCUACGCGGACGAAUCCUACGCGGACAGGAACGCCUUUGAGCGGAUGCCCAUGUACAUCAUGUUCCUCCUCUUCGCCGUAGAGGCGGCCAAGCUGCGCGAGGAAGCUUCAGGAGAAGUGCCCCAGGAGGAUGCGUUGCAGCUGGCGGAGCAGAGCGAUCGCCUGGCCGCAGAGGCGGCCAAGUAUCUGGAGUUGGCACGGGCCGCACCCGAGAAAUGGCAAAGUACGUUGGAUGUGCUUCCCACCUUCCCCGAGCUGCAGCACCUGGUGGCGCGGGAGAAGGUAAACCGAGGCGCACCGGAGGCGCCCGGCGAGCCGCCCGAGCCGCCCGCUGCCUGGCAGCCGGGAGCGCAGCCGCUCCCGGCCUUUUUGGACGCGGGGACGCUGCGCACGGAGCCGGAAGCGGAGGAUGCUAUCGCUCUGCAAGUGGUUGAUCUGUUGUUGCACUUCGGCGUGCCGGACUUGGCGGGCUUCCUGUUGGGAGAAGCGGUUCAGGCCUAUGGCUACCUCUCUCCCGUGACCAUUAUGUCAGAACGCUGCCAGAUUCAGAUGCUAAAGGCCGUGAUGCUUUCCAAGGAUUGGGGCAAAGCAGAGUCCGUGGUCAGUGACCUCUUCAAACGUCGAGGCGGCGACCGUCUCCCCGAAGCCCACGCACUCCUGGGCGAGUGCCGCUUCCGGGCCGCGCGGGAUGCCGGCUCAACGAGUGCUGGCUACGAGUCUGCUCUCGCAGCCUUCGACGCAGCCCUUUGCUUCAUGACGGAGGAGACUUCAGCUCCGAAGCAGGAUCCAGUGCUACAUUUGCGAGUUGGAAGCAUCCUUCACAUGAAGGCGGAGGAGGAAGGCUUUGCGGACGCUGCGACCGUUCAGCGUGCGGUGAAGCACUACAAGAAGUCCGCCAUGCUGGCCCCAACAGCAGAAGCCUGGAAGAACAUUGGUCUUUGCUGCUAUCGCAAGGUGAAGUUCGAGUCCUCGGCGCCGCGGCGAGAGAAGAAGUUGAAGGAGGCCAUCAAGUAUUUGCAAGAGGCCAACGUUUUGGAUCGAGAGCGUCCAGAAAUCCUGGCGUGGCUGACCAUUUGUGCUGUGGAGCUUGGUGAGGUUCAAAUUGCCAAACAAGGCUUCCGGCAACUGAUGCAGUUCGAGCAUCGCUUGGAGGAGCCGAUCGCCUUGGAGCUGGUCCAUGUGCUCCUCCGCUUUAGCAAUGAGCAGCAGGCAGCCUCGUGGGGCGGCGAGCGAGGCCGCCUCGUGCAGGAUGCCCGCUACUCCGCUGAGGCAGCGGCGCUCUGCAAGGUGCUCCUGGGCCGCGGCGAGAACGGCCGGGCUCGCUACAUCUUGGCCUGGUCCAAGUUGUUGGAUGGCGAGCACGGCGCGGCCGCCGGGGAGUUCUGCGCUGCCUUGCCCUACUUGGUGGAGGAGCCCAACUUGCUGGAAGAGGCGGCCAACAUGGCCCGGCAGUGUGCAUCCAUGAUCCCCGGAGAGCCGCACUUGGCGGCACUGGUGGAGGAGGCCAUUGCCGUGGCCUGCGAGGGUCCGGAGCCGCCGCUGGACGACGAGAGCGGCUUGGCCGACGGCCCGGAGGAAGAGCACGGGAAGGUUGACCCGGACGAUUUGACUCCUGUAGGUUGA
Molecule: messenger RNA, 7469 nt
Organism: Durusdinium trenchii
Lineage: Eukaryota; Dinophyceae; Suessiales; Symbiodiniaceae
Source: the annotation of a GenBank genome assembly